AAACGUCGGGAGAGAAUGCUGCUGGAACAUGGCACUUGGAGACCCUUGGGAUGCCCGCCCCUUUGCGAGGAGGAGGAAGGAGAACAGGACCCGCCCGAGUUCAGCGCGGGGUCAGGCCGAGUUCGCGGCCCGGACGCGGCAGAAGACUGCGAAGGAGUCUCCCGAGCAGAGCAGAGCAGAGCAGAGCGGACGCAGGAGGGAACUAUGCGCGUCCACGCGGACCUCGCCUGCUGCCUGGCCCCCCCCUCGGGACCCCCCGGCGCAGCCAUGUUGGAAGCCCCUUCCUCCUCGCCGCCCUCUCCGCCGCCGCCUCUCCCUCCGCCCGAGUCCCCUCCGCACGCCCGGCAACUCCUGCUCCAACUCAACGCCCAGCGCACCAAGGGCUUCCUGUGCGACGUGGUGGUGGUGGUCCAGAACGCGCUCUUCCGGGCCCACAAGAACGUCCUGGCGGCCAGCAGCGCCUACCUGAAGGCCUUGGUGGUCCACGACAACCUGGUCAACCUGGACCAGGAGAUGGUCAGCCCGCCCGUCUUCCGCGCCGUCCUGGACUUCAUCUACACCGGGCGCCUGGGAGGGACCGACUCGCACGAAGGGCCGCCGUCGGAAGAGCCGUCUCUCGGAGCCAUCUUGGCCGCCGCGAGCUACCUCCAGAUCCCGGAUUUGGUGGCCCUUUGCAAGAAGAAACUCAAGCGCUCAGGGAAGUACUUCCCCCUGCGAGGAAAUGGCAACGGAGGCGGAAUUUACUCGCCGUUGGGCAAAUUGGCCCGAGGCCUCCGGGCCGCCACGCCGGUCAUCCAGAGCUGCUUCGGGCGGCCCGGCGACGGAGGCAACUCCUUGAGCACCCAUUGCGCCGAACUAUACGCGGCCUCGCAGGCCGGCCUCCUUUGCGCCCCUUUGUGCGGGUUGGAUCUCUCCAAAAAGAGCCCCAACGGCCCCCUGGGGCCGCCUCUCCCUCCGGGGCCGCCUUCCUCGCAGUCCCGCCUGAGGACGCCCAUCGAAGCCCCUCCGAACCCUCCUCUGCACGACGAGCCUCCUCAGGUCCCGCAGCCGCCCUUCCACCACCACCCUCCGCCGCAUCCUCUCCUCCAUCAUCCUCACAUCGGCACCGAAGCGGCCGUCUUGGAGCCGUCGAAUCGGCCCGAACUCGGCCCGGACUUUAUUUACCGUUGGAUGAAGCACGAACCGUUGAGUUACGUGGAGGAGGAGGAGGAGAACGAAGGGCAGAGAAGGGCCAAGGAAGGCGAGAAGGAGGCCUCCCCUUCGCCCACGAGGCCCUUCAUGGACGGAGAGCGGAAUUCGGUGACGGCGGAGAACGAGAAGAGCAGCAGUGAAAUGGAAGAGGAGGAAGAGGACGACGAAGAGGAGGAGAGCGCCGGGAGCAGCGGAGGAGGCCCGUCGCCCAGCCUGGAGCGCUUUCUGGGAUACGGAGACCCGGCCGAAGGCUUUGGAGGGGACAACCUGUACGUCUGCAUCCCUUGCGGGAAGGGCUUCCCCUCUUCGGAGGAGCUCAACGCGCACGUGGAGGCGCACAACGAGGAGGAGGAGGUUCUGGAGAAGGCGGCGGCGGCGCCGGUGCCUCCGACAACGGCGGCGCCUUCGGUCCCGACGGACCUCUUGCGGCCGUACCGGUGCAACUCGUGCGAGAAGGCCUACAAGGACCCGGCCACGCUCCGGCAGCACGAGAAGACCCACUGGCUGACGCGGCCGUACCCGUGCUCCAUCUGCGGGAAGAAGUUCACGCAGCGCGGCACCAUGACGCGCCACAUGCGCAGCCACCUGGGCCUCAAGCCCUUCGCCUGCGAGGCCUGCGGCAUGCGCUUCACCCGCCAGUACCGCCUGACCGAGCACAUGCGCAUCCACUCCGGGGAGAAGCCCUACGAGUGCCGCGUCUGCGGAGGGAAGUUCGCCCAGCAGCGCAACCUCCUCAGCCACAUGAAGAUGCACGCCGCCGCCGCCGCCGCCCAGAGCGUGACGCCCGAAGCGCUCCGCUUGAGCUUCUCCCCCGACGGGCCGCACCACCCGCUCCUCGCCGACCCCAAGACCGCCUUGCAGGGCUUGUAUCUCGGCCUCGGGCCGGACAAAGCGGCCCAAAUCCUGGCCCAGAGCGCGGCCCUCAGCCAAAUGAACCACGAGGGAGCCUUGUCCGGGCCGCGCGGCUUGGAGCGCUUCUCGCCUCCUUGACGGCCGGCGGUGUGGCCCACAAUGCGGACCCCCUUUGCAACGGACACCCCGAAAGCGGGACCUCACUGAGCCAGGGUACGCAAAGGGACCGCUUUGCCGUGGACGCGGAUGCAAAGCUCGCCCCGUAAAAAGGACCUCCUGGUAAGAUCGGGGUCUCCUUCGCUCCCCUAAAUAGACCUGUUUGAAUCGGGAAGGAGGGGACUCUGAGUAUGGAGGCCUUAAAGGAACUUGGUGGAGACCCCCAACCUCAAAAAGGACCUGAUUAAAUUUGGGGAACUCUCUCUCCUCUGGGUGUGGAAGAGCGACCCCUCUCGAUGGUCCGAGACCCCCCAAAAAGGGAUUGGACCGUUGCCGAGUUAGAGGACCACUUUGUGGCAGAGAGGCUUUGACAGCGCCCACUCCCCCAAAGAAGGACCCACUUUGGGGUAUUUGUUGAGCCAGACUCCUUUGCCUGUGGAUCUGCACCCAAAAGGACCCAAGGGGACAACUCUGGUCGUUUUUACUAUGGACACAAAUGGGCAGAGACCUCCCAAAACAGACCCGACGAUGAGCGGAUGGGACCCCACUUGAAAGGCCAAACUGCCCCCCUCAAAGGACCUCCUCGCUGAGCUGAACCCAAAGGUAGAGAGAAAAAGGCAAAGAAUUGUGUGCAAUAUGCCCAGCGGUUUGGAUUGCGAGUCCCAUCGUCUCAGUCAGUGAGAGAUUGUGGGAGUGACAGUCCCAUAAAUGUGUGUAUGUUGGGGACGACGGGGUGAAACAACCGAAAAAAGGGCAAACCGUGGGAGUCUUUCUUUUUGCGUAAUUUCUUUUUUUGUCGGGGGAGAAAAGCAAUGUAUCGGAUGGGAAGGGGUCCCCCAAAGGCCAUCUAGUCCACAAUGGGCAUUUCUUCUGAGCCUAAUUUUGCAAUGUGAAAAGUACGCGAUCGUGCGGAACACAAUUGUGUGUUUGUGGGUCUGUUUUGUACGCAUUUCAGUUACACCUCAGCAAGGCCUUCCUUUUUUUAAUUUUUCCCUUCGAAGCCAAAUAUAUGUUUUAGGGGGGGCGUGGUAUGUGUGUGUGUAUGUGUUUCUCCUCCUUCGGACAAAGACAAAACACUCCCGUUUGUCCGCUAAAGCAAGCCAAAGCCCAAAUCGCCUGCACUUAGAGAAAGCGAAUAACGGGGGGCACCCAAAGACACCCCCUUUUCUGUGCCUUUUUCUCAACCAAAAAAACCAUUGAACCCAAGGGAAAAAUAAAAUAAAAACAACCAAAAUGUGAAGUUUGCCCCUCUUCUGUUGUUUUGCACACCCCACAAAACUGAGCCAGCAGGCCCCCCUGUUUUGCAGGACACAGCGGCCUCUUUGCCCCCCGAAAACACCCCCCAAAAAAGCUGUGUUUCUCUGGUAGCAUUUUGUUCUCUUUUGUGUACAGGAGAUUUCCUUUUUCACUCCCUUCUUCUUUUAUACCGGACUAAAAGGCAAUAAAUGUUCUUUCAAACACCAAAAAGG
This is a messenger RNA of Anolis carolinensis (green anole), 3668 nucleotides long. It is a transcript of the gene hic1, whose product is annotated as HIC ZBTB transcriptional repressor 1. The transcript is spliced from 2 exons. Gene Ontology annotation, biological process: regulation of transcription by RNA polymerase II. Gene Ontology annotation, molecular function: protein binding; DNA-binding transcription factor activity, RNA polymerase II-specific. The record is from RefSeq and is a predicted model, not a curated record. Gene Ontology annotation, cellular component: nucleus. NCBI's taxonomy places the organism in Eukaryota, Metazoa, Chordata, Lepidosauria, Squamata, Anolidae. The coding region runs from base 16 to 2181 and encodes 721 amino acids.